Molecule: messenger RNA, 3974 nt
Organism: Larimichthys crocea (large yellow croaker)
Lineage: Eukaryota; Metazoa; Chordata; Actinopteri; Sciaenidae
Product: aminopeptidase N
Exons: 21
Coding region: 407-3298 (963 amino acids)
Biological process (GO): peptide catabolic process; proteolysis
Cellular component (GO): plasma membrane; cytoplasm
Molecular function (GO): peptide binding; zinc ion binding; metalloaminopeptidase activity
Source: RefSeq, a predicted model, not a curated record
UUAGUUGUUUCUGCUUAUCCACAGUGAGUUCGUAGCCGUGAUGAUGCAGCCACUUCAGUUCUCUUCCCAAAUUUAGGGAAGUGGUGAAUUGAAGGAGUUGUUCCCUCCCUACAUCCCCUAAGAAAACAUGUGGUAGCUCUCACCACGUCCCACCUCCACCCUCACAGAUGCAGACUGUGGGUGUUUCACAUCAACCAGGCUCAUUCCAGCUCAACUUCUAUGCCUCAUACAGACUUAAAUCAAGGCUUGCAGUGCCCAUCAAGCAACACAGAGUUUGGUGUUAUGAAAAUGUCUUCUUUGCCAUGUUAAUAACUCAACCGUUAACUGAGGAGGGAAGAGACCUGCUGUGCUGGACAAACACAGACUGAUACCCCUCAGAGUACUUGUCUGAUCUCCUGAACUGGACAUGGGGAAAGUCUACUAUGUCAGUAAAAAUGUGGGCCUUGGGAUGCUUAUAUUGGGGAUCAGUGCUCUUGCUACGAUUAUAGCUUUGUCUAUUGCCUAUGACAAGGAAAGGGCCAAGAAUCGAGGCAAGCCUGAUGGAGCAACAGACAGCACUGACACGCCUACACCCUCAACGACCCCCUUCAUCACGAAGGAGCCCUGGGACCACUACAGACUUCCAAACUCCCUUGUUCCUGUCUUCUACAAUGUCACCCUGUGGCCUCGAUUGGAGCCCAACGCAGAUGGUAUGUUCAUCUUCACUGGACAUUCAGCUGUGGUCUUCAGAUGUGUAAAGGAAACGGACCUCAUCAUUAUCCACUCCAACAAGCUUAACCUUACCACCUUCGAUGGGCACCAUGCUAAGCUGAGUGGCCUGGGUGAAGCCGUUGUGCCCAUCAUACAAAAGUCUUGGUUUGUUGAGAAGACAGAGUAUCUGGUUAUUCAGCUACAGAGCAAACUAACUGUUGGAGAAUCAUAUGUACUCUACACUAAUUUUUUGGGAGAGCUGGCAGAUGACCUGGAAGGCUUCUACAGGAGUGAAUACAUGGAGGAUGGUGUGAAGAAAGUUAUAGCGACCUCGCAGAUGCAAGCGACGUAUGCCAGGAAAACCUUCCCUUGUUUUGAUGAGCCAGCCAUGAAAGCCGUCUUCAAUGUCACCAUCAUCCACACUAGAGACACAGUGGCUCUGUCUAAUGGCAGGGAAAUCGACACAAUAAACACUGUAAUUGAUGGCGUGCCUCUCAGUGUGACUACAUUCGAGCCCACAGAGAGAAUGUCCACAUAUCUGCUGGCAUUUAUUGUCAGUAACUUUGUUAACAUUCAGUCAACCCAACACAAGAAUUUGUUGAUCCGAAUCUGGGCUCGAAAAAAAGCCAUAGAUGACAAACAGGGUGACUAUGCGCUCAACGUUACGGGGCCGAUACUUCAGUUCUAUGAACGCUACUACAAUGCAACAUAUCCACUUUCUAAGUCAGAUCAAAUAGCUCUGCCUGACUUCAAUGCUGGGGCAAUGGAGAACUGGGGUCUGAUCACAUACAGGGAAACAGCCCUGCUCUAUGACCCUUUCAUAUCCUCCACUGGAAACAAAGAGAGAGUUGCAACUGUAAUUUCCCAUGAACUUGCACACAUGUGGUUUGGCAACCUGGUGACUCUGCAAUGGUGGAAUGACCUGUGGCUGAACGAGGGGUUUGCGUCGUAUGUAGAGUACCUUGGAGCUGACUAUGCUGAGCCCACCUGGAACAUAAAAAACCAGAUCAUACUUAAUGACAUGUACAAGGCGUUUGCGGUGGAUGCCCUGGCAUCCUCUCACCCGCUGUCACGCCGAGAAGACGAGGUCAAUGACCCUGCUCAGAUCAGCGAGAUGUUCAACACCAUCUCCUACAGCAAGGGAGCGUCUGUGCUCAGAAUGCUGUCAGAGUUUCUUACUGAGCCUGUGUUUGCCAAAGGACUCAGCUCUUACCUGAACACAUUCGCCUUCAACAACACAGUGUAUACCGACUUGUGGGACCACUUCCAACAGGCAGUUGAAAACACACAAGGUAUAUAUAUUCCUGAUACCAUCCAAAACAUCAUGAACCACUGGACUCUUCAGAUGGGCUUCCCAGUGGUUACUAUUGACACCCGGACAGGAAGUAUCAGCCAGAAACACUUCCUGUUGGAUCCAGACUCUGUAGUGGACAGGCCCUCUCAGUUCAAUUAUACGUGGUUUGUCCCAAUUAAAUGGAUGAAGGCAGGGGUGGAGCAGCAACAAUACUGGCUGCUUCAAAAGACAGAGAUUUAUAGUCAAAUGAGAGUAUCAGGAGAUGAAUGGGUGUUGGCAAACACCAAUGUAUCUGGGUACUUUCGGGUGAACUAUGACCAUGACAACUGGAAUCGUCUCCUCUCCCUGCUCAGCACCAACCAUAAGGCUUUAUCAGUCAUCAACAGAGCACAGAUCAUAGAUGAUACAUUCAACCUAGCAAGAGCCAAAAUUAUCAAUACAACAUUGGCCCUGAGAUCUACCAGAUACCUGUCCAAGGAAAUUGACUACAUCCCCUGGGAGUCAGCUCUGAGAAACCUUGGCUACUACAUUCUCAUGUUUGAUCGCACUGAGGUCUAUGGAGCUUUACAGGCAUACCUCAAGAAGCAAAUCCAACCACUUUUUGAGUACUUCAAGACAAUUACAGAUAACUGGACCAAAAUACCUACAGGACACAAUGACCAGUACAAUCAGAUCAAUGCUAUUGGAACAGCCUGCAGCAUGGGUGUGGUGGGUUGCAGGGAGCUGAUGAAAAGCUGGUACAGACAGUGGAUGGAAAAUCCACAUCACAACCCGAUCCAUGCCAACUUGAAAGGCACAGUUUACUGUCAUGCCAUAGCCAUCGGUGGUGUGGAGGAGUGGGACUUUGCUUGGAAAAUGUUCAAGAACGCCACUCUUGCAUCUGAAGCUUCCAGGCUCAGGUCUGCCAUGGCUUGCGCCAAGGCACCCUGGCUUCUGAACCGGUAUCUGGAGUACACACUUGACCCAACCAAGAUCCGCAAGCAAGACGCCACCUCUACUAUCCAGUACAUUUCCCAAAAUGUUGUUGGGAUGCCGCUGGCCUGGAACUUCGUCAGGGCAAGAUGGGACUACAUUUUCCAGCAGUAUGGAAAAGGAUCAUUUUCUUUCGCUUCUCUCAUCAGUGGAGUCACACGGAGAUUCUCUACAGAGUUUGAGUUACAGGAGCUGAAGAAAUUCAAAGAAGACAACCUUCAUGUUGGUUUUGGCUCAGCCACCUUGGCCCUGGAGCAGGCUAUAGAGAAAACCAAAGCCAACAUUAAAUGGGUGACAGAGAACAAAGCCCAUGUGUUAAAGUGGUUUACUGAGUCCACAUGAGAACACUUAGACAGCUAAAAUGACACACUCUCUUUUUCUGUACUGUCAGGGAUAUGUAAUGAAUGACAAUCACUAUAAUCAUCAGGUACAACAAAUGGGCCUUUUUCUUGGUGAGAGUUUUGCAAAGACAACUGAUGUGACACAAUAUAUUACUGGACAUUAACUUCAGUGCAAAGGAACAGACAUAUAAUGAACAGUGGACCACAUAUGUCACUAGAUAUCAGUAACUAUAACUUUCACGCCUAGUCUGUGAUAAAUCAGAACAAAAAACAUUGUAACAAAAGAUUGUUUUACUUGCAUAACCUUGAUAUUCACUCUUCAUUCAUUUUCUUUUCUUCAUACUUCACAUUGUAUGUUGCUGCUUAAUAUGAUGUAUGCAAUGCAUUUGUACCACAACCACAGAACACCAGAACAGCUUUAGUGUUCGCUGACAUUGAUUCUACAAGUGACUAUUAUUAGUGACCCUAAUUAUGACAGGAUGUGAACUGUAUUUUAGAUUGACUGCAUACAUGUGUGUGUAUUGAUGCAAAUGUGUGAUGACUGCUUUGUAAAGUCCUGCAGCUUCUUCCAUGUUAAAUCAGUCUCAGCACUGAAUAUCUUUUCAUGAGAAUCAAUUUACCCUUCAGUGGAGAAAGAUAUUGUAAAAAGUGAUAUUAUUGAAUAAAGUAGCCUGACG